This is a messenger RNA of Pseudogymnoascus verrucosus, 1494 nucleotides long. RefSeq lists its product as uncharacterized. The transcript has a single exon. The record is from RefSeq and is a predicted model, not a curated record. The coding region runs from base 223 to 1260 and encodes 345 amino acids. NCBI's taxonomy places the organism in Eukaryota, Fungi, Ascomycota, Leotiomycetes, Thelebolales, Thelebolaceae.
GUUAUCUUCAGUAGUAUCAACGCAUGUUAAACUUUGGAACAUUCCGGAUUUCAGAUCCUAUUAAAUUCGCCACUCUGUCAUCCUCAAACUCGUUACAGUGCACCCAUCCCGCCAUCCGUAUUCAAUCAUAUGAACUGGGCUUUAAUACACAGAAACUUCGUCCUAAAUGCCACCUCUCCGCCUAGGCCACUCCAUUUCAGCUUGUUCGUGGACAAGUGAUUUAUGAGCUAUCCCGUCUUCCCUUCUCACCACCCCAGCACACGACUCGCACAGUACACAGGCAUGUCUGUAAAUUAUCCCACCAAGAUCAAAAACCCGCAGCCUUGGUUCCGACGCAAUCUUUACCUGUUAUUCUUCGCCCUCUUCCUGCUUGUUCUAGGGCUCGGAUUGGGCCUUGGACUCGGUUUAGGUCUUAAUUCAUCCGACAACUCAGGAGAUGCCAAUCAGACAGCAACCCCUACACCCACCACCACGCCCUUGGACGGUGGCGGAGUGGGCACAGGAAACGCUACCAUUUGGCAGCCAGCGGUGGGAAGCACCUGGCAGAUCAUCCUACUAGACGCCCUGUCACCGAGCAUUCUUAACGCCCUCGGUCGCACCUGGAGCAACACGUCGAUCUUUGACAUCGACCUCUUCGCCAACCCCACCUCUACAUUUGCAGCGCUGCAUGGCGCAAACAAGAAAGUCAUAUGCUACUUCAGCGCCGGUUCUUACGAGCCUGGCCGGCCGGAUUCCGGGGAAUUUUCAAAAUCCGAAAUGGGCUUCGAACUCGAUCAAUGGCCUGGUGAGUACUGGCUUAACACGUCUAGUACCAAUGUACGCUCGAUCAUGCUUGCUAGGUUAGAUCUGGCUAAAACAAAGGGUUGCGAUGGCGUCGACCCGGACAAUGUUGAUGGGUAUGACAACAAGAACGGGCUUGGACUUAGCACUGAGACUUCAAUUUCUUACGUUUCAUUCCUGGCAGACGCUGCACAUUCCCGGGGCUUGAGCAUCGGGUUGAAGAACGCAGGUGCCAUCGUAAGCCAGGUUGUGGGCAAGCUGCAGUGGGAGGUCAAUGAGCAGUGUGUGCAGUAUGACGAAUGUGCGCAGUUCCAGCCUUUCAUCGAUGAUGAGAAACCGGUUUUUGGCAUUGAGUACCCCUCUUCUGCUCCGACUGUGAGUAGUAAGACUAAAACUGAAAUUUGUCUCAAUAAGGACUCCCAAGGGUUUUCGACCAUUCUUAAAGAGAUGGACUUAGGGGAGUGGGUUGAUGCUUGUUAGCUGGCGUUUCUGAUAUUUUUACAGUACUUGAAAUUAAUAACUUCAUACAGGGUUGUAAGUGGGAAGAAAUUGUGUCGGGAAUUUAAUGAACUACAGGGAUUUUGAUCUUUGACAAUUGAUAUGCUUCAUAAUGAGAGAAAGAAGUGUAAAAUUCUAAAAUAUGCAUUUUGAUCUUUACAGAAUAGAGAAGCUCUGCCUAAGGAGAUAAAAGGGGGCAUGGAAUGUAAAUUGAUG